Molecule: messenger RNA, 1312 nt
Organism: Leptidea sinapis
Lineage: Eukaryota; Metazoa; Arthropoda; Insecta; Lepidoptera; Pieridae
Product: peptidoglycan-recognition protein LB-like
Exons: 5
Coding region: 132-821 (229 amino acids)
Biological process (GO): innate immune response; peptidoglycan catabolic process
Molecular function (GO): zinc ion binding; N-acetylmuramoyl-L-alanine amidase activity; peptidoglycan binding
Source: RefSeq, a predicted model, not a curated record
GCUGUACUCGUCAUUCGACGAAUUAUAAGUUCUAACAAUUUAUGUUUUUAUUGAAUUCUCAUGCCAAUUCAUCAGCACUCAAGUGAUUCGCUGAUUGUUUUACGGUCAUAAUUUUUCUCUGCUAUUCGGUCAUGGCAAGACUUCUGCUGUUUAUGGUCAGUGUUUUGUUCUUGUGGCAACAGAUCAACGUUAUGAGUAGUCCAGCUCCAAUUGAUUCUGAAAAUGAGGUAUCAACUUAUGAUUUUGAAUUCGUUCCACGUUCAGGUUGGAAUGCAGAUACACCGAAGCAGUACCUUUCAUUAUCGACUCCGGUCCCAUUCGUGGUAAUACACCAUUCGUAUUCACCACCAGCUUGCUUUACGAGGAGUCAGUGUGAACAAGCAAUGACGGAGAUGCUACGGUUUCAUGUAGACACGCGGGGCUGGUGGGAUAUUGGUUACAAUUUUGCAGUGGGCGGAGAUGGCUCAGUAUACGAAGGUCGUGGUUGGGAGGUGGUCGGUGCCCAUUCUCUUCACUUUAACAACUAUAGUAUAGGAAUAUGCCUCAUCGGUGACUGGACAGAUACAUUACCGCCGGCAAAACAGCUACAAUCUGCUAAAUCUUUGAUAUCUGCCGGAGUUGACAAAGGCUACAUAAAUGUGGAUUACAAGCUCGUUGGUCAUCGACAAGUGAGAGAAACCGAAUGUCCUGGUGAUGCGCUGUUCAGAGAGAUCCAGAAAUGGAAAUAUUUCAGUAAUUUUCCUGCGUCUAAAUCGGAUUUAAUUCAUGUCAAAGAGAUACCAAAACAUAUAAGAGAGCAAUGGAAGAAGAAAGGACUUUAGCGUAGAAUUGUAUAGUUAUAAAUAUGAUAUUAUAGACCUGGAAACCGAGGAAAUGUUACUUUUUUAAAGUGUGAUCUGAUACAGUGCCUAUUCCACUCUCAUUUUGCGGAGAUUACAGUACGUUGUCGCCUAUGUUCAUAGUUCACUAAACGAAUCGAACGAAUUUGCUUGAGUUUUCGAUAUCCGAAUUGACUACAUGCUCCUACUGAAAGAGGGAUAAUACAUAACCACUUCAUUGGCGUCUCGGUCGUAUAUUAAGGAUGUUUCCGGGUUCUGCCGGCGAAGACCAUGUAGCAGACAUUGCAAUAGGUAUUGUUCGAAGCGUUUUAAAUAGAAUAUGUGUCUUGCCAGAUACUCAAGCAAGGGAUUCUGGAAAUCAGUUCUUCGGUUCUCGAAGACUCAAGCACAUUCAUUCUGUAUCAACCCACCACGCGGGGUAUAUGUUUCAUGCAUUAAGUAAUUCUGAUAAAGUUAUAAUAUAAACAUAUUUU